Molecule: messenger RNA, 4688 nt
Organism: Struthio camelus australis
Lineage: Eukaryota; Metazoa; Chordata; Aves; Struthioniformes; Struthionidae
Source: RefSeq, a predicted model, not a curated record
AUGCCAUGGCUGAGCAGUACCUCUGCCCACACGACGAGUGGAGCCAGCCAGCCAGGCGUGCGUGUGGAGCUGGCGUACGGCUCCAGGCAUGGGCGAGAGCCCACGCUUGUCUGGUUUGUCCAGCUGGUGCUGGCAGCCCUCAACCACCCCAGCUUUAACUCCAUCCGGCACAACCUCUCCCUGCACACCCGGUUCAUCCGUGUGCAGAAUGAGGGCACUGGCAAGAGCUCCUGGUGGAUGCUGAACCCCGAGGGUGGUAAGACAGGAAAGACACCCCGCAGGCGGGCAGUCUCAAUGGACAACAACAGCAAGUUCCUGCGGAUCAAGGGGAAGGCCAGCAAGAAAAAGCAGCUGCAGGUGACGCAGGAGCGUGGGGAGGACAGCCCUUCCUCCCAGCAGGCUAAGUGGUCAGAGAGUCCUGCUUCCCAUGCCAGCGAUGAGUAUGAUGCUUGGGCGGACUUCCGGACACGGGCCAACUCCUCAGCCAGUACGCUGAGCGGGCGUCUCUCACCCAUCAUGUCCAACCAUGAGCCAGAUGAGUUGGAAGAAGAUGAUGGUACCCCAUCCUCUCCUCUGAUGUACCCCAGUCCCUCCAGCACCAUGUCUCCUUCCCUGAACGCCCGUUGCUCUGUGGAGCUGCCCCGGCUGACCGACCUGACUGGCACCAUCAGCCUGAAUGAGAGCCUCGGGGAGAGCUUACUCGAUGACUUGCAGGAUGGUUAUAACAUGAGCCCUUCACAACAGCUCCCCCCAGCCGCCCUGCGGCAGCGAAGCUCCAGUUUCACCUUCAACUCCAAGUGCUCCACCAUAGGGGCUGCCACCAACACAUACUGUGGGACUAUCUACAGCCAGCCGGCCAUGGACCUCAUGCGCCGCCUGCCCAUGCAGACCAUCCAGGAGAAUCUCUCCUCCAUCUCCUACGCGCACAAGGAGAGCAUGGUCCAGGGGGACCUGCCUCUGCCACAGGCCAGCCCCAUGGUGCCGGCCCGCGGCCACAGACAGAACCCACUCCUGUGCGGGAGUGGGGAGCAGGGCUUGUCCUCCUACCCGGCCCACUCGGCCUCUCUCAUGAAGAGCAACACUUUGUACCACCCGUCACCAGCCAGUCACCACCCUGCGGUCAACACCAGUGCCUUAGCUAAUCCUGUCAGCCUUAUGAGCUUGCCCAGUGACACAUGCAGCAUGACAACCAUGCCGCACCAUGGGCAUCUGCAUUCCUACGCUAAUAACCAAGGGGCACACAUGAGCUUGCUGGAUUCACUGCAGGGCCCCUACCCAGGGGCUGUCCAUCCCCCUGUGUUGGGCCAAGACAGGUUCCCAGCAGACCUGGACCUGGAUAUGUUCAAUGGGAGCUUGGAGUGUGACGUGGAGUCAAUUAUCCUGAAUGACUUUAUGGACAGCGAUGAGAUGGACUUCAACUUCGACUCAGCUCUUCCACCACAGAACGCACUCAACAUGCCCACACUGCCUGGGGGCCCGCAGCCCACUAAUCAGAGCUGGGUACCUGGGUGAUACACGCCCAGACACUCGCCACCGAGAAGUCACAAGGGGAACAUUGAAACUAACUUUUUUUUUCCUUUCUCUUCUGCCUUUAUUUGUUAAGAUGGGCUAGAGCCAUCUGUUUAAACUUGAGAUCAACACUAAACACAAACCAUAGGGUCAAACAUUGAUACAGGUGUAGGGUUUGGCCCCAGCCCCUAGCCAGCCAGAUGGGAAUGGCUGGGCAUACCAUGAAGCUAGUGCCCGAUCUGCUGGGGUCCGCUGCCCUGUCAGGUCAUCCUACUAGUGCUCACUGGAGGAAGCAGGGUGAGCAGGUGGGAGAGGCAGCUGAAACCAUGCGUGGUUCCCCAGGGCAUGCAUGGGGGAGCAGGAAGGACAAGCCUUUCCAGACAGUCCAAAUGCCCCACUGUGCUGGUGUUGGUUUGAUUUCUCCUUGUGUCAGUUGUCCUUGGGCUGGGUGACGGAGCGGUGAUGGCUGGAGGUGUAGGACCCCCCUAUGUGGGCAUUGCCAGUGAGCCCCUGUCUGGAAAGAGACCCCUUUGUCUGAGCCACCUCAGGAAAUUAAGUCUCCAAGUGGAAGUGUCAGGAGCAGGAAACCUGCUCCAGGGUAAGGGACUUCAUCACCAUCUAGAUCCUUAUGGGGAUCUGAGCUCUGUGGAGCUCAGCCCUCAGGCUCUUCUGCUCACACACCCAAGCCAUGUCCACUGCAGCAGUUUCCUGCAGUUUGUAUGGCUCUAGACAGGUUUUCUUACCAAAUAGUGAGAAGGUGGGGGGGUUGAUGAUGGAGGGAAGGGUAUGAUCUCUGCAGCAGUAGCAGCUGGGCCAGCAUUUUGGCAGCCAAUGCAUGCACCAGCCUAUUUUAAUGCUAGCCAGUGGCUCUGGAUGCUGGAUGCCAUGGUCACAGGCACGUAUGUCUGCAGGAAAACAGUAGUACCAGGCACUGCCCGCCCAAAGCACAUGUGUGCACACUCUUGCGUGGUACACCGCUCUGCCUGCCCUGGCACACACGCAGGGGCUGUGUGUGGAUGUGGCCCUGCUGGGAGUGACAUGCUGCUAGUCUGCAUCCCCUGUGCCAGAGGCAGGCCAGGGGGACCUCAUAGGGUCGGGGGGGAGGUGUAUUUAUUUGAUUUCAUGCACUCUUUUGCUAUUGAAUUACUACAUUGGAAGAAAGAGUCCAGCUUAGGGAGGGAGGAGUAGAAGGCCCAUGGGCAAUGCAUGUGCCCAUCACAAGUCCCAUCUUGGCUCAGCCCAUGGCUUUGGGUGUUUGGUGCUGGGGCCAUUAACAUAAGUUGGGGGACUAUGAUGUGGAUCAUCCUUGGGAAGGGUGUGUGUGGGUGUGGGUGUGGGUGUGGGUGUGGGUGUAUGUGUGUGUGAGGAGAGAUGUUGUGGCCAGGUCUCUAGAGAGAGCAUAGUGUCUGCCCUACCACUCGUGAGGGAUCCCAGGAUUGCCCGGCCACUGACCCACGCUACUUGCUCCUAUGCUCCAUGUACAGGAUGCAGAGAGGUGCCACAGGGCUCACAGCCAUGGUGGGAGCUCCUGAAGGUCAUUAACUGUUCCAGGAAUGACUCCAGCCCAUAGCCAGCAUGUCUAUUCCUGAGGGCUCACCAUGCUGUACCUGGGCGGGUAGGAGAGCUGGUCAGGGCAGAGAGGCCAGGGAGGAUGUCAGCAAUAGUGAGCCAGGCCUAUGGGCUCUGCAAAUGCCUUGAUUCAUCAGUCCACUAAAGGCCAGUGCCCCAAGGGGACUUGCACCAUGAUUUUAAAUGUAGCCCUGUUGUGUGUUGGGAGCCUAAGCCUGCCCCACACUGUUCUGCAGGGCAGGGAUGAACCACAGCCCUGGGCUCAUGGACCCGUUGCCAUCCUGCACAGCUGAGGUGAGGGCUCCCUGCUCCGGUCUCUGCUCCUGCCUGGUCUUUGGAGUGGAGCAUCCAGGCAAUCUCAUGGGCAGCUGGAGAGGAGCUCCAGGGGCUGGGAGAAAAGGGCUCUGGGAGCUGCUGCUGUAUCCUAUUGGGCUCUCUGCACACAGCCUGCCUUCCUUUUGGGUAUCACAGGCUUUCUCUUAACCCUCCUGACCCUGGAUUGCAGCAAAGGUUAUUCUACUGGAUUGGCAUGUUUCCCGUGCCCAGCUCUUCCUUUACCACUGCAGCAUGACCUUGUGUACCACGGUCGAGGUGAAGAGUCCCACUGAGCCAUAGGGAAAGGGAAGCUGCUCAGGGCUGGGGCAGUGUGGGACCCGCGGGUGGGUACCCUGACACUUCUCUCCUGAUCCAUGCCUGGUAUGUGUCUGUGGCAAAGUGUGACAGAGGAGCCCCAUGUGCCACCACUUUACCCCGGGCACAUGGUGGGCAUAGUCUCUAAAGACAUUCUUACAGGUUAAUUAUGUUUACAUUAUUUGAUCAUGUACAGAAUUUAAUAUAUUCUAUUAUAUAUAAUCUUUCUUGAAUGCUUUUUUAAAAAGGAUUAUUCUUUGGUCAAGAUAAUUACUGCAUUCAUUUUAUACACCACUUAUCGUUUCAGGCAUAUUUAAAUCAUUGGAAACCGAUUACAAUUGCAAGUGGCUAUUUAAUACCUGGCACCCCAGCUCUGCACAUGGGGUGCGAAGCACUGUUAGUGAAGAGAGGUAGGGAGGGCAUAUGAGGCUGCCAUGGGAAAAAGGGUGUUCUGCCCCCCAAACGAGGGAGCAAGGGAAGGUGCCCUGACUCUUCCAAGUAGCUGAUCUUCAGGCACACAUCCAGCAGCACACCAGCAUGCAGGGCAGUGUAGGCAAGUUGGGGCUCACCCAGCUGAUCAGGCUUUUACAGAUGGGUUGACUGGAGGAGCCAGUUUCAGGGCCUCCUUUUCCACCACUGUGGGUCCUCUGCUCCCGGAAUGACAUUUUUACUCCUGUUGCUGGCAGGGAGCUGAGCUCUGACUCCAUGUUGUUUAGGCGCAGGGACCCUCAAAAGUCCCAGUGAGCCCUUUAGUGUCACAGAUAUCAGCCAUCCAUUGAUGUGGAGGGGAAGCCACACCAGCAGUAAGAGAAAGCCCCCCUGUCCCAUGCCUGCCCUACUCCUCCCCGCUCGCCUCACCCUGCCCCGCAGUGUGGUGCACCUGGGCAUCCACCCCCAGGGCACGUCUUAUUGCAAAGGUGUCUUUGUGGUUCGUGACCGUGGGGUUGUCGUGUGUGCGGUGGAAUCGUGUUGGUAAGCGU